Mollisia scopiformis is the source of this 1494-nucleotide messenger RNA. RefSeq lists its product as uncharacterized. Gene Ontology annotation, molecular function: transmembrane transporter activity. Gene Ontology annotation, biological process: transmembrane transport. The coding region runs from base 1 to 1494 and encodes 497 amino acids. Gene Ontology annotation, cellular component: plasma membrane. NCBI's taxonomy places the organism in Eukaryota, Fungi, Ascomycota, Leotiomycetes, Helotiales, Mollisiaceae. The record is from RefSeq and is a predicted model, not a curated record. The transcript has 4 exons.
AUGGAUCCGAAGCACGAUCUCGAGAAAGCACAGCAGAAGGGCUCGGAAUCUUCAAGCGAUGUAGUCGUCGUCGAGACAGGAGAUUCAAAUAAAAAACUUCUGCUGUGGCGAUGGCUUGCGAAAUGGGGUGUGGAGGUUCGAGGAAUCGACCCUGUGCCUGUUGAUGAGAGGAUCAAGACGAAUUACCACACCAUUUUCUUUAUGUGGAUGGCGAUUCUGUGUAACCUUCUUCCAAUUGUAACCGGCAUGGCGGGUACUUUGAGCUACGGACUGAGUGUGCGGGAUACGUCGCUCGUUAUCAUAUUUUUCAACAUGCUUUGCUGCAUUUUGACUGCUUUUCUGGGGACAUUGGGACCUAGGACAGGAAUGCGGCAGGUCAUUCAAGCACGAUAUAGCUUUGGGCCAUAUUGUGUCUCUAUUGUUGCCAUUCUCAAUCUGAUUUCUGUCGUUGGCUUCACAGUCAUUGCGAUCAUCAUCUCUGGUCAAACACUGUCUGCUGUGAGCGACGGGAAGAUGACCAUCACCGUUGGCAUUGUCUUGACGGGAUUACUCGGCAUGGUUGUAUCGUUCUGCGGUUACUCGGUUCUUCAUCUCUUCAACAAGUACUCUUGGGCGAUUACCAUCAUUUCAAUUGUUAUUGCUGUCGGUUGUGGAGGUCACCACUUCAGUGAUCCUGUUCCUACCGAGCCUGCCGCGGCGUCCACCAUCCUAAGCUUUGGCUGCUUGGUUGCAGGGUUCACUCUCCCAUUCGCUGGAAUCAUGUCAGAUUUCGCAGUGUACUAUUCUCCUGAAGCUCCCACGAAAAGAAUGUUCUGGUACGUCUACGUCGGACAAAACCUCCCCACAAUCCUCCUCAUGAUUCUCGGUGCCGCCAUUGGUGCCGUCGUCCCGAAUGUCGAAAGCUGGAACGAUGGCUACAAUAGCUACUCUGCCGGAGGAGUCCUCGAGGCCAUGCUGCGUCCGGCACAAGGGUUCGGCAAAUUCAUCGCUGUUCUCCUCGCCUUCUCACUGAUAGGAAACGUCGCUGCCUCCAUGUAUACCAUCUCGCUGAACUUCCAAGCACUAGCUACACCACUCGCGCGCGUGCCUCGAUCCAUAUACACAAUCAUCACAACUGCUAUCAUGAUUCCAGUGGGUAUCAAAGCUGCAGAGAGUUUCUUCAACUCUCUUGAAAACUUCUUGGGUAUUGUGUCGUACUGGCCGGGUGCUUUUGGUGCUAUUGUUACGCUUGAGCAUUUCUAUUUUAGAAAGGGGGAUGCUUCGACGUAUGAUCAAGCGAUUUGGAAAGAUCGUAGCCGGCUUCCGCCUGGGAUUGCUGCUAUUAGUGCUGGCAUACUGUCGUUUGGUAUCAUUGUUCCUUGCAUGGAUACAGUGUGGUUUGUGGGUCCUAUUGCCCAGACGACGGGGGAUAUUGGGUUUGAGACUGGUUUUGUGGUGACUGCGCUUUUGUAUGUUCCGUUUAGGACCCUGGAGCGUCACAUCUUCGGAAGGUAG